AUGUUAACAGAAUGCUGUGUGUCGAUGCCACGGAUGCUGGAUGAGGGGUCGCAGUUUGCGCGGAUGAUGCGGGAAGCAGGUGUGAGCGCGGUUGAGCAGUCUCACGAAGGUGCACCUCAUGGUUUCAUGUCCAUCACCCUGCUGGCAUGGAUGGUCCAAGAGCAUUGUCACAGUGAGGCAAGCAGUGGCCGCUGUGGUGGCGGACCUGCAGGUAGCUGCGCAGCACACGUUGGUAACAUGUUUUACAAGCAACAAGUUAGGGGCAUUUCCAGGUGUUCGCGCGGUGAGCGCCAGUCGAUCGUUUUUGCCCGCCCACCGCAGCGGCUGGCAUUUCCAGGUGCUCGCGCGAUGGGCACCCGUCGCCGCCUCGUCGCCGCCCCAUGCGCUGGUUCGCACUUCUACGUUUUUUCAAUCUAA
Messenger RNA from Prorocentrum cordatum, 417 nucleotides. Lineage: Eukaryota; Dinophyceae; Prorocentrales; Prorocentraceae. The record is from the annotation of a GenBank genome assembly.